AGUCUAAUGUUCCGUGAAUGGUGUGGGGUGGUUCAACAGGAGGAGGAGAGGGGAGUUUGACAGGAUAGUUUUCCGUUUCAUAUGGCAGCACAGUCUCUGAAAUGGUCAUGCUUGUGGAUGCUGUUGUGGCUCUGCGUUCAGGCUUCCGCGACAAAAAUUCGAGCUUCUAUGGACGAUGAUGUCCUCCUGCCCUAUGCCCAAGGACAUGGCCCCACCCACUCCCACCGCUACAUCAGAGAUUGUCAGUCCAUCAAGUAUGGCAACACCACCCAUGAGAGCUGGGCCUCCAGUAACCACAGCGGGCAGCCGGUCGCUGAGUCCAAGGUGUUUGUAACAGACGUGCAUGGAAUCUCCAAAUGGGUUUAUGGUCAUAUGACUGUUGUCCAUGACCCACUGAGGACCGUGUCUGUGUUGGAGCCAGGUGGGCCGGGUGGCUGUACUUUGAAUCACACAGUCUCUGUGGAGGAGACGGCUAAAGCUGCUGGGUGUCUGUACGCCCAAAACGCUGGUUUCUUCAAGACAAAGUCACUCAAGUGUCUUGGAAACGUGGUGAGCAACGGCAGGCUGGUGCAGGACAGCGGCGGAGUGCAGAACGCUCAGUUUGGGAUCAGGAGGGAUGGCACUCUGGUGUUUGGGUAUCUGUCACAGAGUGAUGUUUUGGACCAGUCCAACCCUUUUGUCCAACUGGUCAGUGGUGUGAUAUGGCUGCUGAGAAAUGGUGAGAUUUACAUCAACCAGAGUCUGGAGGCUGAAUGUGACAAGACACAGGAAACAGGUCAGUUGCAGUAUUUUACAGAUGUGGUGUCAGCCAGAACAGCAGUGGGCCACGAUAAAGAAGGAAAACUAAUCCUGUUUCAAAUUGAUGGACAAACAGGAGUGAGAGGGAUGACUCUCUGGCAGAUGGCUGAGUUUUUGAAAAAGUAUGGAGUGAUCAAUGCUAUUAACUUGGAUGGAGGCGGGUCUUCCACGUACGUGAUUAAUGGCUCACUGGCCAGCUAUCCCUCAGAUCACUGCAAACCAGACGACAGGUGGCGCUGUGGCAGGAAUGUCUCUAGCAUCCUGUGUAUCCAUGAACGGCGAUGUCAGCCGGCAAACUGCAGCGGGCACGGAGACUGUAUGGACGGACACUGUCUGUGUCAGAAAGGCUGGCACGGUGACGCCUGCGACUCUCUAGUUUGUCAGUCUGCCUGCGGACCCCAUGGCUUGUGCACUCCCAACGGCUGUGUCUGUGAUGCUGGAUGGAGAGGAAAGAACUGCAGUCAAGAGUGCUCACCGGGCUUUUAUGGAGAUGGCUGCAAUCAGACUUGCUCAUGCGUUAAUGGUGGUUUCUGUGACCCUGUUAACGGACGCUGCACCUGCCCUCCUGGUUUCCAGGGUGAAACCUGUGGACAAGUGUGUCCUCUGGGUUUCUUCGGUCUGUCCUGCGCUAAGGAGUGCCAAUGUGACGACCUGUGUCCAUGUGACCCGCAGACAGGAAGCUGUAAUGCCACCCUGCAAGGAAAGAGCAACCUCACCUUACACAGAGCUGGACACUGCCUGGCCAAACAGAUGUUUGCACAUUGGAAACAAGAGAAAGACGCUCACAAAAAGGAGCCUUAUCUAACAGAGCUAACCUGGCUGAUGAUCACCCUCACCCUGGCUUUUCUUCUAUCAGCCAGCGCGACGGUUCACAUUGUACAAGCAUGUCGCAGCUCAGUGACUUCCCACUUCCCUGAACGUCGGGAUUACUCCUACGUGCCACUAACAGACAUCAAUAAAGAAGCUCCGCAUGCUGGAAACGCUGCGAAAUCUUUGAAUGGGGAAUUUAGUUUAGAAGAUUCAGACUCUCAGGAUGAAAUCUGGUCUCCAUCACGCUCAGGGAGGUUGUAGCUGCCAGGAAGAUGGAGGGUAACGAGUGAGAAUGCUGUUAUUGCACAAAGAGACAAGCCUCUUAUUUUUGAUAAAUCUCUUAUUGGCAGUUCUGCUGAAAUGAAACAGGACUAAGCACAACAUUCACAGCACAGAUCAUAUCAGAAGCUUUUGACUGCUGUAGAGGUUUUUGCUAUGGAUUUUUUUUAUUAUAUUUUUUUUUUAUUGACAAAAGCUUUGAAUCUGGAGAUGAAUAGAAAGCCGUCAAAAAUUUAUCAGCAGUCUUAUUGAUCCAUUCCAGGUACGACAAGGUUUUUUAAAAAAAACUUUUUCACAUAAAAUGGUGAACUGUGAGCCCUAAUUAAUAUCACAAAGUAUUUAGCGGGUAGUUCCGCCGUAUUUUAGGUUCACUCAGCUUUUCUAGGUUACCAUGGUAACCUUUGGUGCAGUGCCUUAAGCCUUAAUACUGACUCAUUAUUACUGUUAUCAGUAACAGAAGCAAACACAUGAAGUGAUAAACUCUGGAGGCACAAAUACUGUUACACUGAUGCCACUGAUAUUUUGAUAAAAGUAUAUUCAAGUAUUAAAAGUCUUUAAGUAUUAAAUGCUUUUCAGUACCUCAAAACUUCACAGUAGAGUUACAAGUGUCUUACUUAAAAUGUCAAAAUGUUAUUUACAGAAAUGUACCCAUGGUGUCAUCAAUCAUUAAAGUAGUUACAGAUCAAUUUUCUUUUGAUUAGUCAAAUUAUUGUGUCUCAGGUUAAAAUAUUUUACUGAGAAGCACUAAAAUAUAUAAAGAUGUAAACAAAGUCUGGCACCUGGUCUGUUUGUCAAAACUGAUUUUUUACUCAUAUGAUCAGUAAUCUGGCCCUAAAUCCAAAUAUCAAAUUAUUUUACAUCUAGAAUUAAAUGUCUUUUGGUGAUCUUGUAGAAAGAGAACAUGAGUGUUAAAACUCAGUAAGGCUACAGAAUCCAGACAUACCCAGACAGUUUGAUGUGCUUUGUGAUGCACACUUGUCAUGGGAUGAACUUCACAGCUUGAUGCCAUGUAAUCAGAUAAACUAUGACUGUGGGGAUCCUGGCGUUCAAAGCGAAGCACAUUGUUUUGUUUUUUUUAUCUGCUUUCUUAUCAACAUUUUGA
Melanotaenia boesemani (Boeseman's rainbowfish) is the source of this 2989-nucleotide messenger RNA. It is a transcript of the gene nagpa, whose product is annotated as N-acetylglucosamine-1-phosphodiester alpha-N-acetylglucosaminidase. The record is from RefSeq and is a predicted model, not a curated record. The coding region runs from base 82 to 1869 and encodes 595 amino acids. Lineage: Eukaryota; Metazoa; Chordata; Actinopteri; Atheriniformes; Melanotaeniidae. The transcript is spliced from 12 exons.